Sungouiella intermedia is the source of this 1167-nucleotide messenger RNA. The record is from the annotation of a GenBank genome assembly. NCBI's taxonomy places the organism in Eukaryota, Fungi, Ascomycota, Pichiomycetes, Serinales, Metschnikowiaceae.
AUGGCCAAAAAGCACAUACGUUUGGGAACACUUCUUUUCGUGGUUCUAGGGGCAGUCCUAUGGGUCAUUAAGACUCGUCAACUAUCGAUUUUGGCAACAACACCGCCGGUAUUUGUGCCAGUUGAGAAAUAUGUAGUUGAAACAACGGAGACAGAUGGUCGGAAAACAUUCAUCAAGGUAACCACCACCGAUCACGCCAACGGUUGCCAGAAGAAUGUUAUAACGAGCACGAGGGCAAAGACUCAGAUCGAAGACUCGCUUCUUGUCGUGGCACUGAUUGCGAAUGUCAAGUCAUUUGGAGCGCACAGAUCAUUCAAGGACUUCAUCGAUGUCAUCGGGACCUUGGAGUACGAUAAGACUAAGAUCAAUUUGGCGUUUUUCUGUGGAACAGAUGAACUCUUUGCUGAGGUUGAUGCUUUCAUGGAGAACUAUUAUACGUUGCAAGCUGCAGAACAGUACGGGAAGGUCACCAUACUCAAGGCCGAGUUUCUUCACUCCACCUUUUCAUCUUCUGACCACGACCAUAAGAUUCAGAGGCAAAGAAGAAGGCUCAUAGCUCGGGCAAGAAAUUAUGCGUUGCUCAAUUCCCUUGAUUCUGAGCAGUAUACAUUGUUCAUGGAUGCUGAUGUGAUUCUGCUCGAUCACCCAGAUAUGUUGAAGCGCUUCUUAGCCACAGGUAAGGAUAUCAUAGUUCCUCGAAUCGUAAGAGGAGGUAAUGUUGACUACGACAAGAAUUCGUGGAGAGGAAAACGGAGACGCCCAACCACCAAGCAGGAGCAGCUUAUGGAUGAAAACAGAUGGGAUGAAUUAAAGUAUGUGCCUCGUGAUAAGAAGGGUGAGAUGUUUCAUUUUGAAGAUCUUGUGAAGGAGCAAAAGAAGGGCACAGCUGAAGGGGCCAAAGUGAGUCUUGAUUAUAUUGUGCCUCUUGACUCUGUGGGAGGCGCUAUUCUCUUCGCUAAGUCGAUCAUUUACAAACAGGGCGUCGUCUUUCCACCAUACUAUAUCAUUGGCACGAAUUGGGAACGUUACGAAGGCUGGGAUGGAAUUGAAACCGAAGGUCUAUGUUAUAUUGCCAGAAAUUUGGGUUAUCUGUGCUGGGGAAUGCCUAAUUUAGUAGCUCAGCACUCCGAUAAUGACUGGAUAGUGCUGACAUUGGGAAUGAACUAG